This is a messenger RNA of Ochotona curzoniae (black-lipped pika), 1373 nucleotides long. RefSeq names its product involucrin (gene IVL). Gene Ontology annotation, cellular component: cornified envelope. The record is from RefSeq and is a predicted model, not a curated record. Bases 111 to 1373 code for a protein of 420 amino acids. Lineage: Eukaryota; Metazoa; Chordata; Mammalia; Lagomorpha; Ochotonidae. Gene Ontology annotation, biological process: keratinocyte differentiation. The transcript is spliced from 3 exons.
CAGAGGAAUGGUAUAAAGGGUGUCCUGGCCCCUGCCCAGCUCAGCACUCCACAGGAAGCCUCUGCCUUGGUCCCCACCAUCAAGUUGAUUGACCUACAACACUUUCCAAGAUGUCCCAACAAUACAAACUGCCGGUGACCCUCCCUACUGCCCUUUGUCAGGAGCUCCUCAAGACUUCUUCUCCUCCAGCUGGUUUCCAACAGGAGCAAACAGUGCAGCCAACUCCACUGCCUGCCCCAUGCCAGAACAUGUCCUCUGAACUUCCAGUGGAGGUCUCCUCAAAGCUUGAGGAGAAACCUGCAAAUCCUGUGAAGGGGGAGCCUGAACAAGAGUGCCCACAGCAGGAAGGGCCUCAGCAGGAGGAGCCACAGGUACAGGAAGUGCAUGUGGAACGCCAGCAGGAGGAGCCACAGGUACAGGAAGUGCAUGUGGAACGCCAGCAGGAGAAGCCACAGGUACAGGAAGUGCAUGUGGAGCGCCAGCAGGAGGAGCCACAGGUACAGGAAGUGCAUGUGGAACGCCAGCAGGAGGAGCCACAGGUACAGGAAGUGCAUGUGGAACGCCAGCAGGAGGAGCCACAGGUACAGGAAGUGCAUGUGGAACGCCAGCAGGAGGAGCCACAGGUACAGGAAGUGCAUGUGGAACACCAGCAGGAGGAGCCACAGGUACAGGAAGUGCAUGUGGAGCACCAGCAGGAGGAGCCACAGGUACAGGAAGUGCAUGUGGAACACCAGCAGGAGGAAGGCCCUCAGGUACAGGAAGUGCAUGUGGAACACCAGCAGGAGGAGCCACAGGCACAGGAAGUGCAUGUGGAACACCAACAGGAGGAGCCACAGGUACAGGAAGUGCAUGUGGAGCACCAGCAGGAGGAGCCACAGGUACAGGAAGUGCAUGUGGAACACCAGCAGGAGGAGCCACAGGUACAGGAAGUGCAUGUGGAACACCAGCAGGAGGAGCCACAGGUACAGGAAGUGCAUGUGGAGCACCAAAAGCAGUCAGAAUCACAGGAGCCAGAAGUACAUGAGAGACACCAGCAAGAGAAGCCACAGGAACAAGAGGUCCAUGUGGAACUGAAACAGCAGCAGGAACAGCACGAGGAACAUCAUGGUGCAGAAAGCCAGGAACAGCAGCUUGAACAAGAGGAAACACAACGGGAGCAGCAGCAGAAGACACAGCUGGAACAGGAAAAGCAGCUCUUGGAUCAGCACCUGGAUCAAGAGCUAGCAAAGAGAGAAGAGCACAUGUCAAAAAAAGAACAGGCCUUGGAGCAACCUGAAUUUGUUUCCACAUCCAGUCAGGUGCAAGAGGUAUAUCCAGUUCUGCCAGCAGAAAGAGAAGCUCUGCACCCCACAAAGCAGCUGCAGCAGAAGUAG